AUGUUCCCAACAGAUCGCCUCGACGCCGGUCUCGCAGUGCCGAUCGACCGUAGCCGCAGCAGAGCUCGGUCGCCAAUUCGUCGCCCCUCGCCCAGACGUAGCCCUCCGCGGCGGAGCCCACUACGAUAUGUGUCACCGAGGAGAGAUGACCGGAGCGAGCGGGCACGGUCGCCGCGUCGAGAUUACGAUGCCAGAGAUAAUCGCCCGACCCUAGCCAAGUCGCCACCCAGAGGCCCUGCUGCACUUAGGGCACCGCCGACAGGUCCCUCGGCUACGAGGAACUUUUCGACUCCUACGGCGCAGAGCACUCCAAACAGACACACUCAGCCUGCAAGCGGACCUAGCCGCCUAGACGUCACAAGCCCGACUAUCCCGCCAGCAGGCCCGCGAGGCUACGUGCCGCCCUCCCGAGGCAGCUUUGCGCCGCGCGGUGGACGAGGCGGCUGGUCGACGAUGCCGCCUCGACACAUGCCUAGCGGCCAGUCCGUCUCCCCAACCAUUCCCCCGACGGGUCCUGGCGGCAUUCCAACAGGACCGAGAGCGUCUGGAGCGUCAUCAGCGGCAGCUGCCCCUGGAACGACGUCGGCCUCGUCGCCGUCUCUCGGCUCCAAGCCGUUCAAUCCUCCUACAGGCCCAGCCGCGCACGCGCACGCUCACGCACACAGCGCAGCCCCGCCGCGCCCGACGCUCGCGCAGAACCUGCUGGCGUCUAUGCCACCCAUCAUCCCGGGCGGCAAGAUCGACCCGGCGGCCGUGCCGCUGACGACGGGCGUGAUUCGCGAGCUCGACGCACAUCACCGCAAGCUUAAGGAGGACGAGGAGCGCAUCCGCGACGAGAUGAAGAUGCGCCAGGAGAAGUUGCGCAAGAGCCUACGCCAGUGGGACAAGAUGGAGCGCGAGAGUAAGGCUUUUGAGCUUAAGAGCGACCUGAGCGAGAAGAGCCUCAAGAACCUGGCGGGCGAAGGGCUGGGCGGCGCCGCGUUUUGA
Molecule: messenger RNA, 987 nt
Organism: Lasiosphaeria miniovina
Lineage: Eukaryota; Fungi; Ascomycota; Sordariomycetes; Sordariales; Lasiosphaeriaceae
Exons: 3
Coding region: 1-987 (328 amino acids)
Source: RefSeq, a predicted model, not a curated record